Molecule: messenger RNA, 2517 nt
Organism: Notothenia coriiceps (black rockcod)
Lineage: Eukaryota; Metazoa; Chordata; Actinopteri; Perciformes; Nototheniidae
Gene: cd99
Product: CD99 molecule
Exons: 13
Coding region: 144-824 (226 amino acids)
Biological process (GO): T cell extravasation; positive regulation of neutrophil extravasation; homotypic cell-cell adhesion
Cellular component (GO): plasma membrane
Source: RefSeq, a predicted model, not a curated record
UGACUGUGUAACCGGACACCAAAGCUGCUCUGCUUUUCACUGUGCACAAGAAAGCUGGGUCCACAAAUACCUGCCAGCUGAAGCAGACCGUUUAAAAGUAAACUAAACUAAAUUAAAACUCGAAGGAAGUAACUACAGUCACCAUGAGGCUCUGUUUGAGGAUUGUCUCCCUUCUUUUUGUUGUUACUGGGACUUUAACACAAGACGGAUUUGACCUCUACGAUGCUCUCGAUAAUGAUGAAGUACGACCUACACCUGCGAAACCCAAAGAGGAACCAAAAGCCCCAGAGGAUCCUAAAAGUGACGGUGGGCUCGACCUUUCAGAUGCAUUUGGACCAGCUGAGCCUAAGCCGACCCUUAAGCCGACCCCUAAGAAACCGAGCUCAGGAGAUGCUGGUGGUGGCGACGGAUUUGAUCUGGGGGAUGCUCUGGGUCCAGACCCCAACCCCAAACCUGACAAACCUGUAGUGAACCCACCACCCAGCGGAGGAGGCGGAGGAAAUUUCGAUAUCAACGACUUAGCUGAAGCUGGUGGUGGUGGCUACAAGCCCGAUGAAGGCCCAGGAGGAGGUGGUGGCUCGGACCAAGGCUAUGAAUCUAACGAUGGUGCUGAAGAGCCUCAAGCAGCAGGGUCUGGAAAGAUUGCAGGGAUUGCCAGCGCCAUAGGAGUGGCUCUGUUGGGAGCAGCGUCCAGUUACUUCGCCUACCAGAAGAAGAAGCUCUGCUUCAAGAUACAAGGAGGUGUAGAUCCAGAGAGCGGUAAACACCAUUCCGGUAAUCAGUCUGAUCCUCAAGUUUUCAGCAAUCUGCUCAGGACGUCCUAAACACAGCGUCUGAUUUCUACUCAAGAAAAGCCAGUGGCCUUCUCUACAAAACGUACCUUCAAUCAACGGUCUCUCUUAAGCCUUAUUAAACAACCUAAGGGAGCAGUGUGUAGGAUUUAGGGUGCAGAAAUACAAUCUACUAUUCCCAAACAAGUUUUAUAAUCACUAAGAAUGUUUUCAUGAGCUUUCAAUGUGCCCUUCAUAUAGGGAGUCUACAUAUCGCCCCGCAAUGAUUCAACAGCGUUCAUCAAACUUUUUUGGUCCUUGAAGGCCACCGUAGUUUGCAUGUCACUAAAUCCCACACACUGCUCCUUCAAAUCUAACUUGAAAAUAAAUAUGGCACUUAUGUUUCAUCACUCUUCCAUUCACUGCUGUCAUCACUAAGAUGAUAAUAGUUUGUGUGUUACUACUGAACACAUGGAAUCAUUGUCCUGUUUUAACAAAUAAGUGUUUCUUUUUGCACUCCAACAUUUCUUUGUUUUUUGUGAAGCAACCCUUUAAUGUACACCUCAGUCUGCCUAAAUACGGGGGAUUUUCCAAUUAAAUAAGGUAUUAAAAUAAUGCUGCCCUUACAUUUGAAUUCACUUACUUGGUGUUAUAUUUAAAAUUGAGUCCCUCCCUCCCGAGUUUUUAGUUUGGUCUCUUUCCGUUUCAAAGUCUUCCGUAAAAAAAGAUUUGGCUUUUUCAAAAUAAGAGUAACUAAGAACAUUAGGACUUUAGUUCUUUGAGUAAGGCUUUUAUUGUGAAAUGUUUAUGACAGAAAGCUUUGGUUUCUUAUUGAUGGUAGCUUAACAACAUUUUCUUUAGAAUGAAUGAGACAUUAUUUCAUUUUGUACAGAUAUGAAUCUACAGCAUGGUACAGCAAUGUUUUACCUUGUAUGACAUUAUCAUCAUGUAACUGGAUGCAAAUCCAGCGGAAGGAGCUUUUAAUAUGAAAUACUGAUUGUUUCAUUUUAAGAUCUAAUAAAUGUAGACAGUGAUGUGGUAAAUGCUGAAAAUCUUUUGCAUCCCAUAUGUAAAUGUAACAUACAGUAGAAGCUUUUUGUUUGUUGUUGUGUUUGAUAUUCCUUGAAGUUUGACCCUCUUUGUCUUAUAUUGACAAAGAAUCUCAUGUGUAAUAAGAAAGGUGCUACAGAGAAUUAGCAUCAUUAGCUCAUGGUUUGCCAUUACAGCCCAUGCUAGCAUCGUUAGCAGCUAGCUACAUCAUUAACAUAACCACUAUAUAAGGUUUCAUGCUCCCAGCUUCACAACAAACCAUGAACAAGACUAAACUUUCCUAUUUGAUUUCAGAAAUAAUGUUUUAGGAGUCAGUCGUAGACAGACGACUUUUUGCAGGCUGUCUAUCUUAUCAGUUUGACUUCAGCAGCGCUCUGAGGCCAUGCUGAUGCACUUUUUGUCGCAGUUAUGAUAAUCAGAAUCAGGUUUUAUCCUCAGACUCGACCAUGAGUCAUGCCUUUAUUGCAAAGUAUCAUAAAUCAGAAUGAUUGCCUGAGGGGAUUGUUGUUAUGACGCUGAAAUAUGAGAGUGUGAGCUGUAAAUACUGGAGGAUGUGGAUAAAUGCUGCUUUCAGCUUUUACACCAUGAUCUGCUUUGAAGUGUUUUUGGGAGGUUUUUGUCAUGUCAUUUACAAGCUUAGAUCUAUUCCAGGUCUGAUGUGUGUGUGAGUUUUUCAAUAAAGCGGUGUUGUACAGUU